CCGUCUGCACCUCAGGCCUUCCACUGAGUCCACAUCGUUUAGACGGGCCUCGGCCAGCUCCCGACAAGCCAGCCAUGGCCAGAAACUCCUUUCGAGGCACCAAAUUUGUACGCCGUACUGAGGCCAAUCAUGAGGUGGAGUUCAGCGUCUCCCUGCAGGAUCUUGGCUCGCUCAUGGAGCUGAGAGGAGAGGAGGCCAUCGCCAGGAUCCAGGACUCUUAUGGAGGCGUUAACGGACUGUGUCUCAGACUCAGGACGUCACCUGUAGAAGGUCUAGAUGGAAGACUGGAGGACAUUACCAGAAGAAGACAAGAGUUUGGACAGAACGUCAUCCCUCCUAAGAAGCCAAAGACCUUUUUGCAGUUAGUGUGGGAGGCCUUGCAGGACGUCACACUCAUCAUCCUCGAGGUUGCCGCCAUUAUUUCACUUGGCCUUUCAUUUUACAACCCGCCAGUUGCCGACAGACAGAGUUGUGGCAGCGCGGCGGGGGGUGUGGAGGAUGAGGGUGAGGCGGAGGCCGGCUGGAUCGAGGGCGCGGCCAUCCUCCUGUCGGUGGUGUGCGUGGUGCUGGUGACGGCGUUUAACGACUGGAGCAAAGAGAAGCAGUUCAGAGGUCUGCAGAGCCGCAUCGAGCAGGAGCAGAAGUUCUCCGUGAUCCGAGGGGGGCAGCUCGUCCACAUCAAGAUCUCUGACAUCGUUGUCGGAGACAUCGCUCAGGUGAAAUAUGGUGAUCUCCUCCCGGCUGAUGGAGUUUUAAUUCAGGGCAACGAUCUGAAAAUCGAUGAGAGCUCCCUGACCGGGGAGUCGGAUCACGUCAAGAAGAGUCUGGACAAAGACCCCAUGCUGCUGUCAGGCACGCACGUGAUGGAGGGCUCUGGCAAGAUGGUGGUCACGGCUGUGGGCGUGAGCUCACAAACUGGAAUCAUCUUCACGCUGCUCGGUGCCAGUGAGGACGGUGACGGAGACGGCGAGGACAAAAAGAAGGAAGACAGGAAAAAGAAGAAGGACAAGAAGAGUAAACAAGAAGAGAAGAAUAAGAAAGGUAGCAGCCCGUCACGUGAGGCGCAACUCCUCAACGAGGACGGAGAACACAAGAAGAAGAAAAACCUGCCGAAGAAGGAGAAGUCCGUCCUGCAGGGGAAGCUGACCAAACUGGCUGUGCAAAUUGGCAAAGCAGGCCUGUUCAUGUCGACGUUCACUGUGAUCAUCCUCAUCACUCGCUUCCUGAUCGACACCUUCUCCAUUCAGGGGCUGCCGUGGACUGCUGAGUGUGCGUCCAUCUACGUGCAGUUCCUGGUCAAGUUCUUCAUCAUCGGUGUGACGGUGCUGGUGGUGGCCGUGCCUGAAGGCCUCCCUCUGGCCGUCACCAUCUCUCUUGCAUAUUCAGUCAAGAAAAUGAUGAAGGACAACAACCUGGUUCGUCACCUGGAUGCAUGUGAAACGAUGGGCAAUGCCACAGCCAUUUGCUCAGACAAGACCGGCACACUGACGAUGAAUCGGAUGACGGUGGUGCAGGUCUACAUCUCUGGACGGCACUACAACAAGGUGCCGGAGCCGGACCUCAUCACCCCCAAGGUUCUGGACCUCCUCAUCCUUGGCAUCGGGGUCAACUGUGCCUACACCACCAAGAUCAUGCCACCAGACAAGGAAGGGGGUCUGCCUCGUCAGGUGGGAAACAAGACAGAAUGUGCCUUACUGGGACUCAGCCUGGACCUGCGUCGAGACUACCAGACCAUCCGAAACCAAAUCCCAGAGGAGAAACUUUUUAAAGUUUAUACCUUUAACUCUGCGAGGAAGUCCAUGAGCACCGUGCUGAAGAACAACGAUGGAAGCUACCGAAUGUUCAGCAAAGGGGCCUCUGAGAUCCUGCUUAAAAAGUGCUGCAAGAUCUUGACCACAAGCGGUGAGGGCAAGGUCUUCAAAUCUAAAGAUCGAGAUGAAAUGGUGAAGAAAGUGAUUGAACCAAUGGCAUCAGAGGGGUUGAGGACCAUCUGCCUUGCCUACAGAGAUUUUCCAACCACUGAGGGAGAACCCAACUGGGACAACGAAGCAGAGAUCCUCACUGGACUUACAUGCAUUGCUGUUGUUGGUAUUGAGGACCCUGUAAGACCUGAGGUACCAGAGGCCAUCAGAAAGUGCCAGAGGGCUGGGAUCACUGUCCGCAUGGUCACAGGAGACAACAUCAACACUGCCAGAGCCAUCGCCACCAAAUGCGGCAUUUUGCAACCCGGAGAAGACUUCUUGUGUUUGGAGGGGAAAGAGUUCAACCGACGGAUCCGUAACGAGCUGGGCGAGAUUGAACAGGAACGCAUCGAUCAGAUUUGGCCUAAACUCAGAGUUCUUGCUCGAUCAUCUCCAACGGACAAACACACCCUGGUCAAAGGGAUCAUCGACAGCACCGUCCUGGAGCAGAGGCAGGUUGUUGCAGUAACUGGAGAUGGAACAAAUGAUGGUCCUGCCCUGAAGAAAGCAGACGUUGGCUUUGCUAUGGGAAUCGCAGGGACGGAUGUAGCGAAGGAGGCCUCCGACAUCAUCCUGACAGACGAUAAUUUCACCAGCAUCGUCAAGGCUGUGAUGUGGGGCAGAAAUGUCUAUGACAGCAUUUCCAAGUUCCUGCAGUUCCAACUCACAGUUAACGUGGUGGCUGUCACCGUGGCUUUCACCGGAGCCUGCAUUACCCAGGAUUCUCCACUGAAAGCUGUGCAAAUGUUAUGGGUCAACCUAAUCAUGGACACUUUUGCCUCUCUGGCCUUGGCUACCGAGCCGCCGACUGAAGCCCUGCUGCUCAGAGACCCAUACGGCCGCAAAAAGCCACUCAUUUCACGGACCAUGAUGAAGAACAUUCUGGGACACGCCGUCUACCAGCUGACAAUUGUCUUCUCUCUCCUUUUUGCUGGUGAGGAGAUGUUCGACAUCGACAACGGCAGAAACGCCCCCCUCUACGCCCCGCCCUCUGAGCAUUACACCAUCGUCUUCAACACGUUUGUCCUCAUGCAGAUCUUCAACGAGUUCAAUGCACGCAAGAUUCACGGAGAGAGGAACGUCUUUGAUGGGGUUUUCAGGAAUCCCAUCUUCUGCUCCAUCCUCCUGGGAACCUUUGUUGUUCAGAUAAUAAUAGUGCAGCUUGGUGGGAAGCCGUUCAGCUGUGCGCCCCUGACCAUUGAACAGUGGUUGUGGUGUGUCUUCCUGGGCUUUGGCAGUCUCCUGUGGGGACAGUUUGUGUCCAGCGUCCCUACCAGCUGGCUAAAGUUCCUGAAAACUGCAGGUCACGGCACGCAGCAGGAGGAGAUCCCUGAGGAGGAGCUGGAGGAGCUGGAGGACAAAGAUGAGAUUGAUCACGCUGAGAUGGAGCUCAAGAGAAGUCAGGUGCUCUGGUGCCGCGGCCUCAACCGCAUCCAGACUCAGAUCCGUGUGGUGAACGCCUUCAGGGACAGCGUGUCUCCCUACAAAGGUCUGGAGACACCCGAGUCUCGCAGCUCCAUUCACAACUUCAUGAACCACCCGGAGUUUCACAUCGAGGACUUUGACACUCAGAUCCCCCUGAUCGAUGAAAACGAGGACGAGGACGACCCCCCCACCAAACGAAACUCCAUCGUUCCCCCACCCCUGACCGGACUGUCCAACCCACCAUCUCUCCCGUCCUCGCCCAACCAGAACAACAACGCCAUGGACCACAUCGCCCCGCUGCUUAAAGACAGUUCCAGGCCCGGUCUGAUCUUGCAGAACUCUGCGGGGCUGCCCCCCUGUCCAGGAAGCCCCCUGCACAGUUUGGAGACCUCGCUGUAAAGCCCCGCCCCACUCAGCACCACUUCCUGU
Nematolebias whitei (Rio pearlfish) is the source of this 3815-nucleotide messenger RNA. RefSeq names its product plasma membrane calcium-transporting ATPase 1. The coding region runs from base 75 to 3785 and encodes 1236 amino acids. The transcript has 20 exons. The record is from RefSeq and is a predicted model, not a curated record. Gene Ontology annotation, molecular function: ATP binding; PDZ domain binding; ATP hydrolysis activity. Gene Ontology annotation, cellular component: intracellular membrane-bounded organelle; membrane. Gene Ontology annotation, biological process: regulation of cytosolic calcium ion concentration; calcium ion transmembrane transport. Lineage: Eukaryota; Metazoa; Chordata; Actinopteri; Cyprinodontiformes; Rivulidae.